Molecule: messenger RNA, 2665 nt
Organism: Sphaeramia orbicularis (orbiculate cardinalfish)
Lineage: Eukaryota; Metazoa; Chordata; Actinopteri; Kurtiformes; Apogonidae
Gene: rundc3ab
Product: RUN domain containing 3Ab
Exons: 11
Coding region: 261-1556 (431 amino acids)
Source: RefSeq, a predicted model, not a curated record
CACAGAAGGAGAAACAGCAGAUUGGACCUAAUUCAGUCCUCUGCGCUAAUGACUAACACCGACAACAGAGCCCGUGUUUUGGUCCCGUUCAUCCAGGACUGAGGCUGUCUUAGAGGACCGGGUACCGCUGUCAGCCGCUCGGAUGCAGGCGCUCAGCAUCAGCAUCCUCCUCCUCAGUAUCCCGAAGUGAGUGAGGUGAGGAGGGCCGACGGUGGCCGACAGGGAGGGGUCCUUUGGUUUGAGGGGCUGCCUCCUCCUGAAUGGAGCCCGGCUGUGUGCAGGCAGCGAUGGCCAUGGCAGAUAUCUCGAUGAAGGCGUCCACUCGGAACGUGGCAGUGGAGCGAAAAAACCUCCUCACCGUUUGCAGAUUUUCAGUCAAGACGCUGUUAGAAAAAUACACAGCCGAGCCCAUUGAUGACUCAUCAGAAGAGUUCAUCAAUUUUGCAGCCAUACUUGAACACAUCCUCAGUCACCGUUUCAAAGGCUCUGGCAGCUGGUUUGAUGGGCAGCGGAGUUUCUGGGACUUCAUCCGCCUGGCCUGUGCUAAAGUCCCCAACAGUUGCAUUAGCAGCAUCGAGAGCAUGGAAAACAUCAGCACCUCUAGAGCAAAGGGCCGAGCCUGGAUGAGAAUAGCACUAAUGGAGAAGAGGUUGUCUGAAUACAUCGCUACUGCUCUGAGGGACAGCAGAACGACAAGGAGGUUUUACGGAGAAGGAGCCAUCAUGUUGAGAGAAGAAGCCACGGUGCUAACAGGGAUGCUCAUAGGUCUCGGAGCCAUAGAUUUCAGUUUCUGCCUGAAAGGGGAGGCCUUGGAUGGAAAAUCUUCUGCUGUGAUUGACUAUACACCGUACUUGAAAUUCACACAAAGCUAUGAUUACCUGAGUGAUGACGAUGAUCGGCACAGUGUUGACAGCAGCGCAAGUGAUGACAGCAUACCUGAACACCCUUACAUCCCACUGGUCACUGAUGAGGAGAGCUGGAGCACAAAGUGUCGUAAGAUGGAGCAACGGUUCAAGAUUGUCAAUGCGCAGAAGGGAUACCUGGAGGAGCUUGUGCGUCUGCGUGAGUCUCAGCUAAAAAACACAGAGACAGAGAACAAGAGGCUAAAAACGCGACUGGAGGAACUACAGAGCCAAAGCCAACAGGAAAAGAAGGAACUGGAAGCUGUUGUUCUGGAGCUUCAGGAGCAACUGACAAGCUUGAUUCCGUGUGACUCUAACCACCUUGUUAAAGACCUUUCAAUCCCCCUGGUCAACCAGUGGCCGACACUGCAGCCGUAUAACAGCCAAGAUGAUGUCAAGCUGUUUCGCAGGAGGAGCUUCCCUAGCACAGAGCUGCUGUCAGUAGAGAUCAGCCUGGACUCAGACUCACAGAGAAUUGAGGGGAAACAAAAUGGAGGAGCCUGGUGCACAGAAAAGGACUACACCCCCUCCAUGAUGGGCCUGUGUGGCUCUUUGGCCUCCAUUCCCAGCUGCAAGUCCCUGGCUAGCCUCAAGUCAAGCGAGUGCCUGGUCAACAUCAGCACAGAGAACAGUCCUGCCCUCUCUCCCAGCUAGGGGGCGGAAAAGAGACACUGCCAACCACUUAUAAACUCUGAGACAAUUCAACACGAGGACAAAAAUGGAGACUGCUUUUGGUAGGCGGAAAAAUAUUCUCUUUUGUGGCCCUAACAUGAGUCCCUUUACUCUGAACUCAACAAACUCUCGACCUACAACACAUUGUUUGUGAAAUAGUAUCCUCCCUGUUUGGGACUGUCCACCAGAGAUGCAGGAAUAGCUGCUGUACUGCCUGACGGCCUCCCUCAGUUUCACUGUCUUUCAUUGUUCCGACAUGAUUAAACCUCCUGGAAUGCAAACAGCUGGUUCAAGUUUGACCUCUCUUACAUCAUGAUGCUUGAUUUUGUGCAAUUGCAGUCACGUAUGUGCACUGGUCACAUUCAUCAAAACUCACCAUAGGGUUGUUGUGUGUGUGCUCGUCCAUAUGUCUGUGUCUUAUCAGUCUGUCAGUGUAUCUUAUUCAGCUUGUUAUGUAACACUGUCAGUGCAGGAUGAAUGAGCUGUUAUAACCUUUAAAGGAGCAAAAACAAUGUUUUACCUUAUUAUAAUACAUGAGUAUAAGAGAGCCGUUAGAUAAGUGACAUAAAGAGAGUUUUGUAAUGUGGCCAGAGGUGUUGCUGAUGACAUUUAUUUACAAUUAACAGAGACAGUUUCAUGAUUUUAGGAUGAAUGAUAUUUUAGGCCUUAUUCAAUCGUAGGUUUUAGGUUAAUGGUGGUACUUAAAAGCCUGUCAGGCUACCAAGGUUUGCAGAGCCACUACAAUGUGAACAUAUACAACCAUUUAUCUAUUGCAUACAAAUGCAAAAUGCAUCGCAACUAUGCAGGAUGAAUGUUUUCAUUGUCUUUUUCUACAAACCUGGCUUGAUAGAAGUGCUUGAAGAGGACAGGAAUAGUGAAUGUGCCCAGCGUGUUUCAUUUCAACUUUGGUCUCAAUUUUCCUUUAAUUUUCUCCAGUGAUCUGUUCUUGUUAUAUUAGAUCUGUUUCAUUACAUACUUACUUGUAUCAUUGCCCAUCAUGUAAAAUGCAAUCUCAUGCAGUGUUGUUGAGAUCUGAGAGACAUUGUGGUAUUUAAAACUGCAAUAAAACUGCCUUUUUUUGAAACAUUAAA